Geodia barretti is the source of this 2957-nucleotide messenger RNA. The record is from the annotation of a GenBank genome assembly. NCBI's taxonomy places the organism in Eukaryota, Metazoa, Porifera, Demospongiae, Tetractinellida, Geodiidae.
GUGAUCAUCAAUAAGCUAGAGAAAACAUGGCUGGAUUCACCGAUGUAUUCAAGUGAUCGUACGUGUCUGGCUGUCAUAGUGUUAGAAAUAUAAGUAAGAAGUCCAUCUACCUCCCGUUCUAAUCACCAAGAAUCAUGAACGGCCCGGGACCACCCAGAGUGCCUCCACGUCAGUCCUCAUCUAUUCCUAUUGCACAGUCUCCAAAUGGACAACCUCCCCCCGUCCCUCCUCCUCGCUCCACUCCUAACCAUCCUCCCCAAUAUCCCUCGCCUGUCCCAUCUCCUCGACGAAACUCUGAUCAAAUUGUUGGCAACAGAAGUACCCUAGCCAGCUUACAGAGAAGAGAUACGUCUCCAAAUUUUGGAGCAUCUCUACCUGGCUACCCAGCUCCUUCUCUACCUCCCAAGAAAGUCCCCAAUCGUACCUCACCUGCCCACAGGCCCUUUGGGGCAUCUCAAUGUAAUGUUAACUGUGUAUUACGUACAUAUGCAGAGCAUAUCUACUGAAACUCUACAAUCGUACGUAGCGUGUUUCACAUUUCUUCGCAAAACUCGAGACUUGAUGUAAAAUAGGCAUGAUUGUAUAACUGCUCUUUGAGAGAGCCUUCAUAAAGAGGUGUCCUUGUUUCGGUGGUGUCCUUCUUGGAGAGGGGUUCCAUUGUGUAUACAACAUACUGUAAACCCAGAAAUUUUUGCGCGCCAUGAAAUUUAGCGAAAUUAGCGUUUCCCAUCCUAAAUGCUAAAAUAAUAGGAUGGCAAUUUUUUGGUAAAUUUGUAACUGGCUAUCAAAAUUUCACUAAAUUUAUAAGCCGCUAAUAUGUGAGUUCUAUCAAAAACGCUAAUUAUUUUGGGUGCCAACAUUACUGGGUUUACAGUAGUGUAUGAAAUACUGCCGUUGUGUUUAGUUGUAUACUUGCCUGUUCUCUUCUCUAGCGAAUGCAUACAUUGAUAUUCCGCCUGGUAGCUCACCUGGUGGAGUGAACCUUGUCGAUGGCCACACCCCUCUCUCUGCAAGUCCCUCCGCCCCAUACACACCUAGCCCCACCCACCCUGCCACGCCCACAGUCCCUUCCAUUCCUGAACAACCCUCCGAAAUUGUAUCGUCUUCGCUGGAGGAAUGCGAAUGGUACUGGGGCAACAUUCAGAAAGAAGAGGUGACAGAGAUAAUGAAGGACAUGCCUGAUGGUGCAUUCCUUGUCAGGGACGCUCAGAGAGUGCCUGGACAGUACACACUCACUCUUAGGAAAGGAGGGGUUAACCGGCUGAUCAGAAUCAUCCAGCGAGACGGGCUCUACGGCUUCGCAGAGCCGCUGGAGUACCGGUCGGUCCAGGAGCUGGUGGCCUACUACCAGCUCAACUCCCUGGCUCCCUACAGCCCAAAACUGGACAUGACUCUCAAAAUCCCAGUCUCCAAAUUAGAUACUACUAUGCACGGGGAGAUCACAGUAGAAUCGGUACUGGACAGUCUGAAGCACAUGCAGGAGCAACUGGGGGAGAAGAACCAGAAGUACAAUGAGAUGAAGCAGCGUUUCGAGGCCUCGAAUGACGAGAUCCAGCACCUUCGACAAGAGAUAGACGCCCAGACAGAGGUGAUCAGUAUCAUGGAGGAGGCGGUCAAGGAGAAUGAGAAGAGACACGAGUCGUGCCCGGAGCAGGAAAAACAACUGCUGGUACAAAACUAUGACCUACUAAGGAGAAGGUUCCACCAGCAGAGAGACCACCAGGACAACAUGCAGCAGAAGCUGCGUCGGAUAGAGAUGAUCAAAAACAAAAUCGAACUUGAGCUCAACAGCCUCAAGCCAGAGAUCAAGCAGCUGCAGGCUGAGAAAGCCAACAAGCUAAGGUUCCUGAACCAGAGAGGGUGGCGGACCAGCGACAUCGACAGCCAGAUACACACCAUGGAGGAGGAGAACCCCGAGGAGGACCUCUACGCGACCUACGCCAUGCUUCACACCUACCGCAAAGAAGCUGACUAUCAGAAGAUAUCACAGAGGUUCAUGAAGAAACAGCCCCCGCCAAUCCCAGGGGGCGGACAUCCGGACAACAGACCUUCUCUAGUGGGAGUGACUACACAGCCCAUGAGGGACCGCUCUGAUACUGUCAUCAGACCUCCCCUGGCUCCCACUGGACCCAUGGCCACCACUUAUGAAGUAAUAAAACUGAAGGAUCUUCAUAUUCCACCAAACUUGCCACACUUUGAUGAGAGCAUGUGGAUGCGACCCACCGUAACUAGAGAGAGUUCUAAAGACAUUCUAAGUGGGAAGGCAAACGGAACGUUUUUAGUUCGUCCGAAGCCAAAUGUACCAACCAGUUCAGUGGACCCGGUGCACUGUCACACUAUCGACAUAAUGGACGGCGGAAAGUUCAAGCGCAUCCCCGUCUUCAAGGGCCCUUCUGGUGGCUUUGGAUUUGCAGCCCCGUACGAGUUUGAGUCACUUAAGACACUCGUCAUCUACUACGCUAGCAACACAAUGGAGAAGCACAACGCCGGACUAGAAACUAACCUAAAGUGCCCGGUGUUUUCUGAUGUGGGAUCAAAUGUUCUCUAACGCUCGGCUUCUGUGUUUUUUUGAUCUUAGUAAUCUUUGUAUCCUGAAUGUGUGUGCGUGUAUAUUAUGUAUGUCCGUUUGGACCCAAUUUUCACAGCUGGUUUGUGCUUGACUAACACUGUAAACAGACAGAGAGAGAGAGCCCUGGUACAAUAGUGAAAUUGAAAAUUAUUUGGCCUGUAGAAGAAUUUUCUGUACAGUUGUGCAUAAUAAUAUGAGGCCCGCCUUAGGUUUUGUUCGAAUCACACUUACAUCUCAUUUUCCUGACUGUUGUGUGUGCUUCACACUACCAUCACCCUCACUUGCAGUCAUAAUGUAUAUAACUGUUUCACAUGUAUAAUAAUAAUAAUAAUAAUAAUAAUACAAAGCAAUUUCAUCAUCGUGCUUGUGUUCACUAUUAGUACGGGAA